AUGAAGGACAUGUGGCAGCUUCUAAAGAAGUACUUCGGAGACGGCUUCGUCCCGGGAUCCGCGCCGUUUCGAUACAACAUACAUCUCUGCGACUUGAAACCUCUCGCCAGGAAACAAAAAGGCGUCUACUACGGCGUUCACAUAGACGAGGACGCGAUGCCUCUAUUCUCAGCCCUGGGAGAUACGUGCGCUCCAGACUGCACCUGUUACGAGAUCCAGGAUAUCGUGAGGCGUAUCGACGGGUACAUGGAAACGGCAACGGACCACCACCCCGACGAUUACGAAAUCACCAGCGGGAAGAACGAUACCGAUCUGGAGGAAAUGAGUUUAUACGUCAUGCGCGACACUCUCAGUUGGUGGUUGCACUGGAGCGGCGGGCCGCUAAGGAAGGGAGAAGACUACUGGAAGCAUCUGUACAUCGCGUUCGUGACGGUGCCGGACGACUACCAGCUCCCUCCUCGGGACGUUCUCACUGGGAAAUUCCGCUUCCUAGGGCAUACGUGGGACGAGUGCCGGGCGGGACUGCUCAGCGAGGGCCUCCGGCCGGACCAGGUUGAGUUCUUGGAGAUGUGCUACUGGCGAGAGCUGAUCGUCCAGUACAUCGAGAAGGUCGAUCCGGGGUUGCGCCCGAUGUUGGUCUCCCGGACAACUCUUAUGACGUAUUUCCGGGUCUUGACCGCCAACACGCUGGGCUGCAAUGCCAUCCUCAUGGCUACGGAGGGCAUGAUGGAGGGCCCGCUGGAGCACGGCCCUCUGGAGAUGGCGUCUAUCGCGCAGUGCCUGAGCAUGGACAUGGCCAAGGAGGCGCUGGGUGUGCUGCAGGGGGAGAAGACGGAAGCCGUGGUUGGAGACAGGGUUCAGCUGAAGAGGGAGCUGCGCUGGGUUUACUCGAGGUGUGUGGAUUACGUUGGGGCACGCGAUGACUCUCAUAUCUUUAGACGCUAUGCGACCGCCGGCUUGCACUACGUCCCCAUGAUGGACAGAUAUCUUGAGCGGACUCGCGGGAACAAACGGUUCCCCAUUACGGAGAAGAUGGGCCGCAUACUUGCGGCUUACAUUAAAGAACUGGGGGAUUCUGAGAAAGCGAGCAAAGGGGAUGAGGUUACCUUCGCUAGCAUAGAUGAUCGCAAAGCAAUGGCAGUUUAG
Molecule: messenger RNA, 1146 nt
Organism: Colletotrichum truncatum
Lineage: Eukaryota; Fungi; Ascomycota; Sordariomycetes; Glomerellales; Glomerellaceae
Source: RefSeq, a predicted model, not a curated record